Molecule: messenger RNA, 1733 nt
Organism: Sclerotinia trifoliorum
Lineage: Eukaryota; Fungi; Ascomycota; Leotiomycetes; Helotiales; Sclerotiniaceae
Source: the annotation of a GenBank genome assembly
GAAAAUACACCCACACCACAGCAGGCUUACCUGCGGCAAAGUAACGCAAAUCACCCGGUUGGUUACGAGUGAAUGAGGGAAAAAUGAUCAUGGAAAUAAACAGUUUGUAAGGCUGAGUUGGUAGAGUAACCUUAGGGGUCCAGAGUGGUUGGUAACAUCGGGACGUAUAUAAAGUUCGUUGGGUUCUCGAGGUUUGGAGUUUGAUAUUUAUUACAAUACAUCAACAACUCUUUUUGUGACUUCUACUUUACAACUUUACCCUAACAUCUUCUUCAAUUGUCUCUAUCCUCAUGCACUGUUAAUCAAUCACCUCGAUACAGAACCCAAGAUCAAAAUCAAAUCCAUUCCUCAUCAAAUUUCAAGACAAACUCACCCAAGCACAAAAAUGCAUCAAUCAAUCAUCUCCCUCUUCGCAUUCGUUUCCACUGCAGCCGCUGCUCAGUAUAGUGUAGUUGUUGGUGGUAGCGGACUUAUUUUCGUUCCAAAUGCCUUGACUGUUCAAGUUGGCGAUACGUAUGUUUUCCUCAUAUUCUUAAGAACAUUAUCAUCUAGGUUAAAGUUACUAAUAUUGACUCGGGAUGUAGUGUUAAAUUCCAAUUCUUUGGUAAACAUAGUGUUGCACAAAGUACCUACGAUAGUCCUUGUGUUCCCUCUGAUCAUGCACCUAUUUUCUCUGGUGUUGUCUCUGGCCCUGAUCCUUCAAGCAAUGCUGAGGUAAGAUUUAUGUUAUUUUAUUCCCGUUAACAAAUCCAAUUCAUGCUAACCUAUGUUUCGUUUCUUAGACUCCAACUUUCAUCAUGGAUACUCACGUCAACGGUACUUUAUGGCUUUACAGCUCCGUUGCCGAUGAAUGUCAAAAGGGCAUGUCAAUGGAAAUCGUAGUUGGCAAUAAUCCUGACCCCAAUCAAACUCUCGACAAAUACCAAGCUGCUGCCGCCAAAGUCGCUUCUAGCGUUGCUCCAAAUACUGUUGAAGGUGGAACCGUCGGUCCACAAAGCAGUUCAAGUGAUGGUACUUCAUCUGCCUCUGGGUCAGCUGCCACAUCAACCGGUACUGCUACCGUUCUUUCUGGAAGCACGACUGCUACUACAACUGCUUUAUCCACCACCUUUACAAGCAAGGCAUCUACAGUAACUGCCACCAGAUCCAGCGGAAGCAGUUCUGCUUCGGCUACUGGAACUUCUGCUCCUGUAGUAGCAACUGGUGCAGCAGGUAAACAAGCUCAUAUCCCAGUUGCACUUGGUUUCGCAGGUAUUAUCGGUGGUUUGGCUGCUUUGAUUUAAGUAGUUGGAAACAUCUGAUGUAUGUAUUCGUGGAACAUAGUAGAUCGGAUUUGGGAGGAAUUAGAUUGUGCAGAGCGAUUUCAUCUCUGGAUGAUCAUUUGGAUUAUGAAUACAUGAUGGAUGCAUACAUGGAUGGUAAUGAGGAGUUUCCUGGCGUUAACGUUGAUGCAUAUGUUCAUAUGGAUGGCAUCAGAGAAUAGUGGGCGGGAGAGAUGUAUUUAAUGCAGUGGAAUGAAAUAAAUGAUCUAUAUGAAUGAAUGAAUGGUUUUGAGGAUCGAAGAUCUUGAUGUGAUGUUGUGAAAAGUGUGACGGUAAAACUCGUUGGUUUUAAAUCUCUUGACACUUAAGGUUAUUAGAUCUCGCCGCGUAUUUGAUAUUGUGCAAUUGCCUAACCCGUAGAUCUAUUAUCAUGACUCCAUGCAGGAACGGGAAGGGAGAUGGAAAGAAGAA